AUGGCUCCCUACAUCGACACUCCGCAGACAAACAACGUCUCUCGUGUUAACAACGGCUCCAGCUUGCUGGGACCGCUCACCUCUCCAGAGAAGUCUUUUGCGGCGCCCGUAGAGCAUGGAGACCUGCUCAGUGAGAUGAGAAGUGCAAAAGGGCAUGGAAUGAAUCUCAAGACUCCCCGAGCUGGAGCGCCUCGAGACCCUCUGCGACUGCUCCCCAACGGCAACCAGCGCCGAUCCGAGUUCACUCCAGUCUUUGGCAGCGGCAUGAAGAACAACAUUGCUCGGCGGCUUUCGAGUCGGAAAUCAGGCUCCUUCGCGACUCCUGCACACCUCAGAGAUGGCUACACCCCGGCGCAGCAAAGACUCAGCGACGUAUCCCGCCUUGACGGUGAGAACACCACCAGCUCUGCAGGCAAUGCUGUCGACUACACCCCCAUGCCUCAGCAAAUCAGCAGCAGCGCUCAGAGUACGCCCCUCGCGCAACUCCCUGGACGUGACGCCCCUGGGCUCGUUAAUGACGGGAACAUGAUGACACUCCGGGAGCAAGAGAACAUCAUUGACAAGAUCGAGAAGGAGAACUUUGGGUUGAAAAUGAAGAUACACUUCUUGGAAGAUGCGUUAUCCAAGCGUGGAAACGAGUUCAAUCACGCAGCGCUAAAGGAAAACACCGACUUGAAGGUCAAUCGAAUCACGAUGCAGCGCGAACUCCACAAGUUCAAGAAAAACAUUGCGCAGGCAGAACGAGAUGCAGAGAUCUACCGACUACAGCUGGAAGAGUACAAAGAACGAAUUCGGCGGAAACAGGUCGACCAGCAUGUCCGACAGGAGCUUGAGACUCUUCGGGCUGAGCUCCAAUCCAGAGACGACCAGAUCAAACACCUGGAAGCGGAGAAGGAGCGUGCUGUGGAUCAGGAGAGCACAGAAGUGAAAAGGCUCAAAGAUGAGCUUGAGGACCUACAGGCCAACCUUCGAGACAAAGACCGUGCGAUCGACGAGCGAGACGACCAAAUUGACGACCUCAAAUUAAAGGCUAGCAAAGAAUCUAAUGAGGUCGCUACAGUCGAAGAUGAGCUAGAGUCGGCGCGACAGGAAAUCGAAGACCUCAAGCAAAGUCUCGAACGGGCUGCGGCGGAGGCGCAGGAGGCCAAAGAGAUUCGGGAAGAGGCACUUGACGAGAAACGCCGAGCGGAGGAAGACCUCGACGAACUUCGUGAUGAGAUGGCCAAUAAGUCCUUCACUACCAAAGGCCUGAGUAGACAGCUGGAGGAAAAGGCAAACAAGCUGGAAGACGACUAUCAAGAAUUGCAAGAACGGCAUGACUCUGUGCAGGCCCAAUUGCGCGAGAAAUCCGAGUCGGAGAAACAGCUGCAACAGAGACUCCGCGACAUGGAACGGGAAGGAGCGACAGACGUUCGCAAGCUGCAACAAGAGCUAGAGAUCUGUCAACAGCAGCGCGACACCCUCGACCGAAAACUCACCAAUAUGACGAAGCAGCUCGAAACCGCGGAACAAGAGUUGCAGGUCAAGGUUGACGAGAAGGAUCUGCUCCAGACCCGCCAUGAUGCUCUGACCAAAGAGUCUGCUGAGUUGCAAACAGACCUCGACCGAGCCAAAGACACAGUUCGGGAUCUUGAACAUGCCUUGGACGAGGAGAGGCAGCGUUCCGCUCAGCACGACAACAUUCUGAGAACACAGCAUAAACAAGAGAUUGACAUCCUGAAUGAGCAAAUCGACGGGCUGCACCGGGAAGUCAAUGCGAAGGACAGUGACCAUGCGGCCGACUUGGAGGAAUGGGAGGCUCAAAAACACACACUGGAAGCAGCAUCGCGAAAGGCGGAGGAAAAGGCAAAAGGCCUCCAACGUACCGUGGACAAACUGCAAGACGCGCAAGGGACGCUCAGUGGGCGUGAAAUGAAUCUACAGCAGGCGCUCGAAAGCGAGAACCAGCGGCAUCAGCAAGAAGAGAAGGUGCUGUCUAAACAGAUCGAUGACCUUCAACAAGAUCUUGCGGCGAAACGAGGUGCUGCAGACGAGAGCCGAACAGAACUGAGCAACGCCAGAGAAGAGCUGAGGAUCUCGAUUCGAGAACAAGCGUCGCUGAAGGAAAAGGUGGCCGAACUCGAAGAAGAGAUCGAAGUCCUCCAGGCGGACAUUGAGCAGGAACACGAAUUUGCGCAGCGAGUGCAGCAGAGGCACUCGUCCAGUGCGGAUGCCCAAGUGCAGAAGAUGCGACAAGAGAAGCAGUCGCUGCAGGAAGAGCUGGCUAAUGUCAAGCUGGAACUACGCAACGCCAGAACUGCUGCUGACGCGACCGAGAAGGAGCGCGAUGACCUUGAAGCAAAGCUGCAGGCUGCUCAGAAAUCGAACGACGACACCUUCAAUGUGGAUCAAGAGAAACGCGAGUUGAAGCGGCUCAGAGUCAAGCUGGAGAAGGAUGUUGCAAGACUCACCAGUGAACGCGACAAUCUUAUCGAAGCCAACCAGGCACUUGAAGAUGAGAUCAAUGCAGAACUCGAGCGAGCCAGUGAAGAGGAGAACCGCCUACAUGCAGAGCUCGAGUCUCUACGCAAACAGAAGCUCACGGGUGUGGAUACCAAAGACCGCGAACUGCUGUCUUCGAAAAACAAAAUAUCCCGCCUGGAGGGCAGGAUCACUGAACUGGAAGCACUGUUGGAAAACCAGUCGAAGGUAUUGACAUCUCCCGCUGCUGAUGUUUCUGGGCUGAAGCGUGAUCUGGCCGAUGCGAGAAACAACGAGACCACCCUUGUCAGACGAGAGACCGAUUUGAAAGCGGCGAAUCGAGACCUCAAGAUGCGGGUCAACGAUCUGGAACGGGAAUUGCACGAAGCCAAACUCGCGCAGUACAAGGCGAAAUCUCCUUCGGUGUCUCCACCUCCGUCCAAUUCCAAGGAGAUGGCAAAAGUCCGUCAAGACCUUGUGGAUGCUCAAGCCGAGAUCAAAGUCUUGAGUACGGAGAACCGGGACCUGAAGCGAACUGCGCGCAGAGCUUCAACGAUCGAGAAAGAGCUUGACGACCUUCAGGCUGUGCUGAGAGCCCGCACGGCUGAAGCUGAGACCUUGAACACCAGAGUCACAGAGCAGAAUGAUCUUGUCCAUGCCUUGCGAGAUCAGCUGACUCGCCUACGCGGAGACAGAGACGACGUGGGCAAUGGGUCAGCAGACAUCCGGAAGCGCGAUCGCCUGAUCAGCGAUCUGAAAUCGGAACUCAGACGGUUGCGGGAGGAGCACGAAGGUGUCAAUGAUCUCUCGAUGCAGCUCUCAGUGCGUGACGGUGAAGCUCAGGAACUGAAACAUCAACUUCGACGACUUCGGGAGGAGCGCAGCCUUGCCAACAAGAAGGCCGAUGCGGUGGAGACGGAACUGGAGAUGUUGCAAAGCAGAUACGAAAACAUACUCGAGAAACUCACAUCGGGCAAGUCCAGCAAAGACGAGCUGCGCGAGAAGGAGAUGAAAGGCCUCAUCAAGGAGAUCAUGUGGUUGAAAGCCAAGUGCAAGAGAGAAGAACGGCUUCGGAGAGACCUUGCCUGGAGCAAAGGCUUCCUCGAGCAAUCCGAGGCGAUGAGGGUUCAAUGCAACCAAGUUGACCUUCGCAUCCUCGGCGAGAUGGGUGUUUCUCUUGACAGCCACAAGUACGAGGCCGAGCUGAAGCCGAUUCAGAAACUGCGCGCAGGAGUGUCUGCCGUGAUUGCGGCCAUCCGUAUGAGCAACAUGGAGGAACAGUGGAGGGAUGUCCGGGUCAUCGGUGAAGAGUUGAAGCAGAUGCGGACGAGACGGAUGAAGCCUCGAUCCAGGGUUCGCAUGCUCGACAUAUGA
This is a messenger RNA of Capronia coronata CBS 617.96, 3834 nucleotides long. RefSeq lists its product as uncharacterized. Gene Ontology annotation, cellular component: microtubule organizing center. Lineage: Eukaryota; Fungi; Ascomycota; Eurotiomycetes; Chaetothyriales; Herpotrichiellaceae. The transcript has 2 exons. The record is from RefSeq and is a predicted model, not a curated record. Bases 1 to 3834 code for a protein of 1277 amino acids.